Messenger RNA from Perca fluviatilis (European perch), 1011 nucleotides. RefSeq names its product ras-related protein Rab-19 (gene rab19). NCBI's taxonomy places the organism in Eukaryota, Metazoa, Chordata, Actinopteri, Perciformes, Percidae. Gene Ontology annotation, molecular function: GTPase activity; GTP binding. Gene Ontology annotation, cellular component: trans-Golgi network. The transcript has 5 exons. Bases 161 to 859 code for a protein of 232 amino acids. The record is from RefSeq and is a predicted model, not a curated record.
AACAAGUGAGGGGGUGGAGAGAGAGAGAGAGCGAGAGAGACUGAUUCAGAUUCAGAGCAGUGUGCUCAUUCUGUGUUAACAUCUCCCUGUGAUAUCAAUGUAUGCAGCCUGAGGUAUUGUGACCUAUUACAGAGUCUGAAUAGAAAACCCAUAUCCCAAGAUGCAGUGGUGCAGGUGGGCUGGCAGUUGGAAAUCACACCUACCAGGUCAGUCUGCAGGGCCGGAGAUUGAGGACUCUUUCGACUUUCUUUUCAAAAUCAUCCUGGUUGGCGACUCGGAUGUGGGGAAGACCUGUGUGGUCCAGAGCUUCAAGUCUGGCAUAUUCAUCGAGAAGCAGCAAAACACCAUCGGGGUCGACUUUACGGUUCGCACCCUGGACAUCGAUGGCAAAAAGGUGAAGAUGCAGGUGUGGGACACGGCAGGUCAGGAGCGUUUCCGCACCAUAACUCAGAGCUACUACCGCAGCGCCCACGGUGCCAUGGUGGCCUAUGACAUCACACGGCGCAGCACAUUUGAAUCGGUCCCUCACUGGAUCAGGGAGGUGGAGCAGUUUGGAGCGGCCAGCGUGGUGCUGAUCCUCAUUGGUAAUAAGUCAGACCUCCAAGCUCAGCGACAGGUGUUGUUCGAGGACGCGUGCACUCUGGCAGAAAACCACGGUGUUCUGGCUGCUCUGGAAACCUCGGCCAAGGAGGCCCAGAACGUGGAGGCGGCCUUCAUCCUCAUGGCUCGGGAGCUGCUGGCACGCAACGGCAUGACCACCAUCGAGGAGAUCUCCCAAGAAUCGCCCCAAUUAAUUUUGAGUAACAGCACCCACCCGGUUUAUGGCACCGUGUCUUCAGAUAAAAAGUGUGGGUGCUGAGCAGGGAUGUGUUGUUUUAGACUCGUUUGGUAAAAAUAGUGUUCACAGUUUAGGAGAAACUACAUACUGUAUAUGUGUUGUGUUGUGUGUAUGUGUGAAAGUUUUGUACAUAUUUUGACUUUUAAUAUUUAUAAAGUUUGUAGAAUCAGUAA